This is a messenger RNA of Acomys russatus (golden spiny mouse), 2781 nucleotides long. RefSeq names its product taperin (gene Tprn). Lineage: Eukaryota; Metazoa; Chordata; Mammalia; Rodentia; Muridae. Gene Ontology annotation, molecular function: phosphatase binding. Gene Ontology annotation, cellular component: stereocilium base. The transcript is spliced from 4 exons. Gene Ontology annotation, biological process: sensory perception of sound; stereocilium maintenance; auditory receptor cell stereocilium organization. Bases 52 to 2319 code for a protein of 755 amino acids. The record is from RefSeq and is a predicted model, not a curated record.
UGUCCGGCGAGCGGCCGCCGGUGCAGUCCAGUCGGCGGCCGCAUCCACAGCAUGGCCGGCCUGGGGCGGCCCGACCCGGGGCCGCGCACCGCGAUGCCCGCCUGGAAGCGGGAGAUCCUUGAGCGGAGGCGAGCUAAACUGGCUGCCCUGAGCGGAGGACCGGGACCCGGAGCGGCGUCGGAGGGAUCGAACGAGCGGCUGGUGCUGGCCGAGAGUCUAGGUCCACUGAGCGAGAACCCGUUCAUGCGACUUGAAUCGGAGCGGCGGCGCGGGGCACGGCCCGCUCAGCAACUGCUGGAGCUGUACUGUCGUGUGCCCGGCGUGCGUACCAUUCGAGCCGACAACAUCCUCAUCAUCGAGUCAGCGCCUGGCUUCCCGCCCGCUGUGCGGCCCGCUGCGGGCAUCCGCGCAGCCGAGGUAGUGGUGUACGAAGCGCCACAGCCCGGCCGUGUCAGCCGCCUGCUGGAGAAGUUCGAUUCGUCAGCGGUGCCGCGCCGCCGCGGGAGCCCCGAGCGCUUCCGCCCUGCGCUCCCGCUGCUUCCCGUGGCGUCUGCACCUACUGCCAAGCGCGCUCCCAACAAUCGGUCGUUGGCUCCUGCCCCACCUGUGUCCCCCUGCCAGCCUGCACUCCCUAUUUCACCUGUCCCCGUUACCCAGCGCGCGGGUCAUCGUUCCGCCUGUUUCGAGCCCGCGCACCCCGAUAACACUGUAGGCCCCGCUCGGCGCGGCGACUUCCUACAGAAGACCGGCAGCAACUCUUUCACCGUUCAUCCCCGGGGCCUGCCCCGCGGUGCGGACAAUCGCUCGCUUUCUAAUGGACCCAUGACCCAGGAGUCCCCUGCCAGCCCUGCCAAUGGGCUGUCGGGCUCUCCGCCUGUGCCGGGCAAGUGGAAGCCAAAGGUGGAGUCAGGGGAACCCUCCCUCCACCCGUCCUCAAGCCUUGGGACCCCAAGUGCCACUACAGUUGGGCCCCCUGCCUUUCCGGCGCCCAGCCCAGCCAGUGCCACCCCCAGCCAGCGUCAGUGGGUCUCCUCUGCUACCAGCGCCAAUGAUUCCUUUGAAAUAAGGCCAGCCCCCAAGCCAGACAUGGAAACUAUCCCAAUAGGGGACCUUCAGGCCAGGGCCCUGGCCAACCUCCGUGUGAACUCCCGAAACUCCUUCGUGUUGAUCCCCAAGCGCAAGGCCCCUGGAAACUAUCCUUCGCAAGGGAGGCAAUCCGAGGAGCCAAACGGGGAAAUGGGCCGGGCCUCCAAGAGCCAGGGGCUCGGAGCCCAGCUGGUGUCUACAGAUGAUGGUUCACCUGCCCCAGAGAGGAGUCCCUUGGUUGCUGAGAUGCAGUGGGCGGUCAGGGAGGGGGGAUGCCCUAGGCCAGCCACUUCCAUCACAGACAGGUCUGUUAGGUGGCAGAGGCCAUCCUCGCCACCUCCAUUUCUACCAACCACUGUUGAAGCUGAGCCAGUGGAGGGCUUGGAGGUUCCUGGCUUGGCCAAGGAUGGCCAGGAGCCUGUGAGGCCAGGACUUCCAGUCACCUUCAUUGAUGAAGUAGACUCAGAGGAGGAGGCCUUUCAAGAAGCCAAACUGUCCUCCUCAGCAGUUGGUGUGCCUCCCCAGGACUACCUGCACCUUGCCAGGCCUGGGCACACCUCAGAACUCCCCAACCGAGGCAGCAACACUUUCAUAGUAGUGCCUAAGAGGAAGCCAGGGACCCUUCAGGAGCCACACUUGAUUAAGACCAAUGGGCAGUCCCAGCAACAGGAGGCUGAGGAACAGGAUGCUGACAGCCUCUCAGGCCCCCACACUGCCCUGGAGAACACCCUAAAGAAACGCUACCCCACUGUGCAUGAAAUCGAGGUGAUUGGUGGAUACCUGGCCCUGCAGAAGUCCUGCCUCAUCAAGGCUGGCUCCUCAAGAAAAAAGAUGAAGAUCUCCUUCAAUGACAAGAGCCUGCAUACAACAUUUGAGUACCCCUCUGAGAGCUCCCUGGCACAAGGCGAGGCAGAGGAGGAGGAAGAGGAAGGAGAGGAAGAUGAGGAAGAGGAGGAGGAAGCAGGACCUGACUCGGAGAAGCCCUUUGCCCUUUUCCUGCCGCGGGCCACGUUUGUAAGCAGUGUGGGACCUGAGAGCCCCCGACUACUAGAUGGCAGCUCAGGUCUAUCCAGCUACACUCCAAAGCAUUCCGUGGCCUUCAGUAAGUGGCAGGAGCAGACACUGGUGCAGGCUCCAAGUGAGGUGGAACUCCCACCAAAGGAUGUGAUGCUCACACCUGCCAGUCAGAAUGAUCUCUCGGACUUCCGCAGCGAGCCAGCCCUCUAUUUCUGAUCCCUGGAACUGUCAAGAUGGCCAAGACUUAGCCCUAGGUGUGGUGGUCCUGGAAGCCAGUCAAUACCCAGGAGCCCUGACUCUACCCUGUGCCCCUUCCGUCUGGCUCUCCCUGUCCUCUUCACUCUCUGUUGCCUCCUUCUGCCUUUAGGGCCAGGCCUGAAAUCUCACUCCAAGGAAGAACAAGUGGAAAUUGCCUGUGGGACAGGCUGACGUCUGUCCGUACUGUCCCAACUGGGAUGAGGUGGAGGCCUGAAGGGAUCUUGCCUUAGGGUGCUGUUUUGUCCUGACUUGCAGCUCCUGCCUUCUGGAGUGCUCACUGUCAGGAGUGAGAGGCUAUCUUGGCUAUUUGUUCUUUGCUGAACCCCAAGUUCCUGCCCUCAGCCCAUGAUUCUACUAUGGUGGAACUCAGCUACCCUUCAAAACAGAUGGCAGGGUGUUGUCUCUCCCCCCCCCCCCCAU